Molecule: messenger RNA, 1162 nt
Organism: Spathaspora passalidarum NRRL Y-27907
Lineage: Eukaryota; Fungi; Ascomycota; Pichiomycetes; Serinales; Debaryomycetaceae
Product: glycosyltransferase family 15 protein
Exons: 1
Biological process (GO): protein N-linked glycosylation; protein O-linked glycosylation; cell wall mannoprotein biosynthetic process
Cellular component (GO): membrane; Golgi apparatus
Molecular function (GO): alpha-1,2-mannosyltransferase activity
Source: RefSeq, a predicted model, not a curated record
ACUACUGCUGCUGCUGCCACCACCACCCUCCCCACGUAGACAAAUUAUGAGACCACUAUUGUCAGGUAGAACCAUAGUAGCAGGGAUACUUACCGUUGUACUCGUUCUUGUUCUCACCAAGGAGGAGCAUUCACAUGUACUACACUACCACAGACAUAGUGCAGUGUUUGACGUGACACGACCCCGGGCGGUAUUUAUUGCGCUUGCCCGAAAUCAAGAAUUAUACGACCUAAUCCACUCCAUUCGCCAGGUGGAGGACCGGUUCAACCUGAAGUUCAAUUAUGACUGGGUAUUCCUCAACGACGUCGAGUUCACGCAAGAAUUCAAAAACUUGACAUCGGCGCUCGUGUCAGGAACGGCGAAAUAUGGACACAUACCCAAGGAACACUGGUCCUAUCCUGACUUUAUCGACUUGAAAAAGGCAGAACAGACCCGGAUGCAGAUGAAACAGGAGAAUAUCAUCUAUGGCGACUCGGAGUCGUAUCGACACAUGUGCCGGUACGAAAGUGGGUUCUUCUAUCAUCAUGAACUCUUACGUGAUUAUGACUGGUAUUGGCGUGUGGAACCGGGGAUUGACAUAUAUUGUGAUGUGGACUAUGAUGUGUUUAAAUACAUGGAGCUGAAUAACAAGACUUAUGGGUUUGCCAUAUCCAUCAAGGAGUUUAGAAAGACUAUACCCACUUUAUGGACACACACCAAGAACUUCAUUGAACAAAACCCGCAAUAUCUUGCAGCAGAUAAUUUGCUUCCAUUUAUAAGCAACGAUAAUGGGAACACCUACAACCUCUGUCACUUUUGGUCCAAUUUUGAAAUUGCAAAUUUAAAUUUCUGGCGAGGAGAAGCGUAUCUGAGAUAUUUUGAGCAUUUGGAUAAGACCGGUGGGUUUUUCUAUGAGAGAUGGGGAGACGCGCCGAUUCAUUCAAUAGCUGCGAGUUUGUUCUUGUCUAAGGAUGAGAUACACUUUUUUGAAGAUGUAGGGUAUAGACAUGGACCAUAUAUGCUGUGUCCUAUAGAUGGGCAGUUUAGACAAGACCAUAAAUGUUCCUGUGAUCCAGGACGGGAGUUUACAUUCAGGGGAUACUCGUGUGGGAACAAGUAUUAUGAGGCUGCUGGGUUGGAGAAGCCACACGGUUGGGAAAAGUAUACGUAGAUUAUUUAGUUG